UAGUUGAUUGAUGUCAUCGUCGGUUGUGCACUUGUUCAAGGGAGAGGCACCCUCGGAACUUGAGGGAGAAGAAUUCAUGUGUUAGGAAUUAAUUAAGCCUUUACAUAAGGCUGAAGCAACAAUCAUGUCGAAGAACGCAAAGGCAUUUAAUCACGUGGAUCCUAAUAUUAUAGAAGUGAAAAGCAAGUUUGAAGCAGAGUUCAGGAGAUUUUCCAUAAACCGAGAGUCUUCCACACAAUUUGAGGCGUUCCAGAAGCUGCUCGGGGAGCUCCAUUUCCUACAAGACAUUCCAUUUCUCGUCUGCUACACAGACCCAAAAGACCAGGAACUUUUACCUAUAAAUAAUGAUGAAAAUUUUGUUAAAGCAGUGUCCACAGCUAAACCUAUUUUAAAACUCCACAUUCAGAAAAAAGGAGAAAGCUGGGCAGAAUUCAAUGGCUAUGGAACGUUUGGGAAGCGUCGCAAUCCAAUCAUCAGUAAGCUUAUCAAAGAAGAAGUCAAGCCAAGGCCUCACAUCGCUAUUAGCUUGCCAGAGGAUUUUCGGAGGGUGUCGGCCAUUAUUGACGUAGACAUUGUACCUGAGACUCACAGAAGAGUGAAACUAUGCAAAAACGGUUCAGACAAGCCUCUAGGUUUUUACAUUCGGGAUGGCACCAGUGUACGGGUGACCCCUCAUGGACUGGAAAAGGUACCAGGAAUUUUUAUUUCUCGGUUGGUGCCAGGUGGUCUGGCCGAGAGCACGGGGUUGUUAGCUGUGAACGACGAGGUUCUGGAGGUAAACGGUAUUGAGGUUGGGGGCAAAACGUUGGACCAAGUGACUGACAUGAUGGUGGCUAAUAGCUCCAACCUCAUCAUCACUGUCAAACCUGUCAAUCAGAGGAACAAUCCUGUACCGAAACGAGGAGGUGUUGGACGCGAUUCGCAAAUGUCGCACGCCUCUCAGAUGUCUAUGGGGUCCACCGUUUCCGUGGCUUCUCAGGAAAGUGAUGAAAUUCGUAUUGUUGAGGAGGAAGAUGAUGAUGUGAAGGACCAUACGCAACUGAUAAAUGAUACGAGCCCAACAACAAGUGAAAAAGACCAGGACAGUGCAGUGGUGACAUUAUAGUGCCCACCACUGUUUUGUUGAGUCACACAUAUUUACUUUCUGAAACAGUUGUUGACCCCUUUCAUGGUAUGUCAGAUAUUCAGAUAUGGGGAAAAGAACACAUGUAAAGAUGAUUGACCAAUAUAUUUUUAUAAAAAUGAAGAUAUAGACAAUUUUAAAGAUAAUGACGCUCUAGCCCAUGCUUUGCAAGUCACUCUAGCCAGGAGAGAACUUCAUCAGCAGCUGAAGUAUUCCCCAAGUUAGAAGUAUAUGGAAAUCGUAUAAAUAUGAAGAAAAAGCCAGAGAAGUAGAGGCAGAA
Molecule: messenger RNA, 1403 nt
Organism: Lingula anatina
Lineage: Eukaryota; Metazoa; Brachiopoda; Lingulata; Lingulida; Lingulidae
Product: partitioning defective 6 homolog beta
Biological process (GO): centrosome cycle
Molecular function (GO): protein binding
Source: RefSeq, a predicted model, not a curated record